This is a messenger RNA of Jaculus jaculus (lesser Egyptian jerboa), 1176 nucleotides long. Its product is annotated as histone H2B type 1-C/E/F/G/I-like. The transcript has a single exon. Gene Ontology annotation, cellular component: nucleosome. NCBI's taxonomy places the organism in Eukaryota, Metazoa, Chordata, Mammalia, Rodentia, Dipodidae. The coding region runs from base 144 to 491 and encodes 115 amino acids. Gene Ontology annotation, molecular function: protein heterodimerization activity; structural constituent of chromatin; DNA binding. The record is from RefSeq and is a predicted model, not a curated record.
GUUAAGUCUGUGACGUCACCCCUCCAGUCACCAAUUAGAAGUGUUCGUCACCUAGUUUUACAUUGAGCUUUGUGAUGAAGGCGGGUCACAGAUUGUUGGAUCACCUUUUCAUGACACUUUUUUCUUGGUAGUUUCUUCCCACCAUGCCUGUGCCCAAGAAGGCGGUGACGAAGGCGCAGAAGAAGGACGGCAAGAAGCGCAAGCGCAGCCGCAAGGAGAGCUACUCGGUGUACGUGUACAAGGUGCUGAAGCAGGUGCACCCCGACACGGGCAUCUCGUCCAAGGCCAUGGGCAUCAUGAACUCGUUCGUGAACGACAUCUUCGAGCGCAUCGCGGGCGAGGCGUCGCGCCUGGCGCACUACAACAAGCGCUCGACCAUCACGUCGCGGGAGAUCCAGACGGCCGUGCGCCUGCUGCUGCCCGGGGAGCUGGCCAAGCACGCCGUGUCCGAGGGCACCAAGGCCGUCACCAAGUACACCAGCUCCAAGUAGACGCCGCGUGCCUGCUGCUGCUUCUGCCCACACACAAAGGCUCUUUUCAGAGCCACUCACUUGAUCAAGAAUGCCGCUUCACGGCGUUUACGGCGUUUGCCUAUAAAGCCAAAGGACCCAGGUUCGAUUCCCCAGAAUCCAGGUUAGCCAGAUGCACAAAGGGGCGCCUGCAGUUUGCAGUGGCAGGAGGCUCUGGCGCCCCCAUUCUCUUACCCUUUCCCCACUUUCUCUUAAAAAAAAAAAGCCUGUUGACUUAGGCGAAGUUUUUAAUGUUAAAAUUCUUUUCAGUAAUGUAGGCCGUCAUUCCCUAAAACUGGGCUUGUGUGUUUGUAAGUUUGGUAGAAGCUUAGCUCAUACCCUAAUGCCAGUCAUUGUGAGUUUAAAGGCUUCCUAGGCUUGCUUGAGACCCCUCAAAAAGUUUUCCCAUUGAUUCUUGUCAUGCUACCCAUUGUGCCCAGGGACUGCCAUACCGCUUACAUACUGAGCUGGUAUUUCAGUAAUUUGGGAUGCUUUUACCUGUGGAAUUAUGGACUGCCCGAGGAAAAUUAAGUGGAAACCUGCCGCCCUCUCGGGUAAAGGGCACAUUCUGAAAUCCCAUUGUGACCUAUUUGUAGGAAGUACAUCACAGUAGAUCCUGGGGUUCUUUUAAUUUUCCUCUCAUGUGCCCCGGUAGUAGUGGUUAGGA